AUGAAACGCUUGUCUUCGAGAAGCGAUUCAGUGAUGAAUACAAUGAAGACAUUGAAGACAAUGAGUGCAAGAGAUGUACCGCUGAUUGCGAUCAUAGGAUCGACGGGUUGUUCAAAGACUAGACUAUCGCUGGAGUUGUGCCACGAGUUUAGGGCAGAGAUUAUAAGCGCGGACUCAAUGCAAGUCUACUGUGGACUCGAUAUCAUCACUAAUAAGGCGACCACUUCUGAGAGAGCUCUCACUCCUCACCAUUUGAUUGAUUUCUUGGAUCCGAUGAGUCGUUUCACUGUCACUGACUUCAGGAAUAGAGCCCUAAAAGUGAUCAAAGAUCUCAUGUCGAGAGGAAUUGUUCCGAUUCUUGUCGGAGGAACUAAUUAUUACAUCGAAUCCAUUCUUUGGGAGGUUUUGAUUGAUUCCAACCAAGAGUUGGAUGAAAAAUGUCUUGUUUUUGAUGGAGAGGAGGGAUGCCAUCAAUGGUCUGAAGAAGAAUUGACAAAAGAGAGGAUAAUGUCUGAACCGAUAUAUUCAGGGAGUUUUAGUGACAUAUCGAGUGAAAUAUUACAUAAAAUUCUUGAACAAUUGGAUCCAAUCACUGCUCUUGAGAUUCAUCCGAAAAAUAAGCGAAAAGUGAUCCGAAGUUUACAAAUAUAUCAACAAAAGAAAAGACCCAAAAGUGAGUUAAUUAGUGAACAAAAGACAAUGAAUGGCGGCUCACAAUUAGGCGGUCCUCUGAGGUUCAAGAAUUCGGUGAUUCUUUGGAUGGAUUGCGAUAAUAAUGUUUUAAACCAAAGGUUAGACAAAAGAGUGGACGAAAUGAUGGAAAGAGGACUCAUCGAAGAACUUCUGGAUUUUCAUCACAAUUAUAAUAAACAAAGAAUUUCACAAAAUUUAAGCGCUGACUAUUCUAAAGGAAUCUUUCAAUCGAUUGGUUUCAAAGAGUUUCACAAAUAUUUGCUUCUGACUGAAGAACAGCGCAAAACAAAUCCAUUUUCAGAGAUAAUGUUAAGAGAAUCGACGGAAUCGUUAAAAUAUGUGACCAAACGUUAUGCAAGACAUCAAUUAAAAUGGAUUCGAAACCGAUUUCUUAGACUCAAUGAUAGAGAAGUUCCCAAUAUUUACCGAUUGGACACAACUUCACCCGAACUGUGGACUCAGGAAGUGUUUGAGCCAUCGAUGGCUAUAGUGUCGGCAUAUGUGACCAAAAGUGAAGUUCCGUCUCAUAUAAAGCCCGUCCCAAAGAUAGAAGUGAAUGAAAAUCAUUCAAAACGCUUUCAAUGCAAGGAUUGUAGUAAAGUAUUGGACGGUUUGGUUGCAUAUGAAGCACAUCUGAAAUCCAAAGGACAUGAAUAUAAUUUGAAACUUAAGAGAAAAAGACAUUUAGAAUUGAUAUCUAUUUUAAAAUCAUAUGAAAAUGAAAUAAAAUCAUAGAAUUUCUACGGAUAGAAGAAAAUUAAACCAAAUAUUAAUAAAAUUUUAGAGAAAACAUCUUUAUUUAUACUAUAC
Messenger RNA from Medioppia subpectinata, 1503 nucleotides. The record is from the annotation of a GenBank genome assembly. NCBI's taxonomy places the organism in Eukaryota, Metazoa, Arthropoda, Arachnida, Sarcoptiformes, Oppiidae.